GCCUCGUUUCCCACUCCCGACGUUCAGUCGCUCGGCUGCUCCUCGCCCCGCCCCGUCAUUGUCCCUGCGGGUCUCCUUUUCCCUCCCGUCCGUCCUCAGGGCUGGGAGAGUUGCUUGCUGGCUUCUCCCGCUGCUGCCCCGUGUCUCUCCGCCUUCGGUGGGUCAGACUCUGGAGCAGGAUGGAGGGCUGCCUGGGGGAGGAAUCUUUUCAGAUGUGGGAGCUCAACCGGCGCCUGGAGGCCUACCUGGCGCGGGUGAAGGCCCUGGAGGAGCAGAAUGAGCUGCUCGGCGCGGAGCUCGGGGGCCUCCGGGCACAGACCGGGGAUGCCUCCUGGCGGGCCCGUGCAGACGAAGAGCUGGCGGCCCUGCGGGCCCUCGUCGAGCAGCGCUGGCGGGAGAAGCACGCGGCCGAGGUGGCGCGCGACAACCUGGCGGACGAGGUGGAGGGCGUGGCCAGCCAGUGCCAACAGCAGCGGCUGGCGCGGGAGCGGGCGGCGGCCGAGGCGGCCCGCAGCCGGCGUGCGGCCGAGGCCGAGAAGUGCGCCCAGGCCCGGCUGGGCUCCCGGGUGGCCGAGCUGGAGCGCGAGCUGAAGGCGGUGUACGCGGCGCACGAGGAGGAGCGCGCCGGCCUCUGCGCCCGGCCCCUCGUCCCCAGCCGCCCCGCCGCGCCCCGCGGACCCCCCGCGCCCGCCCCGGAGCUGGAGGAGCUGGCGCGGCGGCUGGGGGACGCGUGGCGCGGGGCCGUGCGGGACUACCAGGAGCGCGUGGCGCGCAUGGAGACGUCGCUGGGCCAAGCCCGCGAGCGCCUGAGCCGUGCGGUGCAGGGCGCCCGCGAGGGUCGCCUGGAACUUCAGCAGCUGCAGGCGGAGCGCGGCGGCCUCCAGGAGCGCAGGGCCGCGCUGGAGCAGAGGCUGGAGGGCCGCUGGCAGGAGCGGCUCCGGGCCACCGAGAAGUUCCAGCUGGCAGUGGACGCCCUGGAGCAGGAGAAACAGGGCCUGCAGAGCCAGAUUGCCCAGGUCCUGGAAGGUCGGCAGCAGCUAGCACACCUCAAGAUGUCCCUGAGCCUGGAGGUGGCCACAUACAGGACCCUCCUAGAGGCUGAGAACUCCCGGCUGCAGACCCCUGGCAGUGGUUCCAACCCUUCUCUCGGCUUCCAGGACCCUAAACUGGAGCUGCAUUUCCCUGGGACCCCAGAGGGCCAGCACCUGGGACCUUUGCUCUCUGCCCUGAGCCCUACUUCCCUCUCCUUGCCCUUGCCUGAUACCCUUGAGACACCCAUGCCAGGCUUUCUGAAGAGCCAAAAAUUCCUUCAGGCCCGUACCCCAACCUUGGCCAGCACCCCCAUCCCGCCCACACUUCAGGCUCCCUGCAGUGUUAGAGAUGCAAAGAUCAGAGCUCAGGAUGCCCCCCCCUCCCUGCUCCAGCCACAGAUUGGGAGGCAGCAGGUUCCAGAGGCUAUACAGGCUAAAGCCAAGGUGGCCAUCCCUACCAGCAUCCUGCCAGGACCAGAGGAGCCUGGGGGCGAGCAACGAGAGACCAGUACAGGCCAGUCCUCUGAGGAUGCUACCUCUUUGGCCUCAUCCCUCAGCCCUUAUCACUCUAGUUUAGAGGCCAAAGGUAGAGAACUCAGUGGGUCUGGAAUGGCCAGCAGAUUCCAAGAGGAAGGCAAAGGGCAAAUCCGGAAACUGGCAGAGGAAGAAACAGCCAUAGAGGUCAAAAUGGUGAACAGUUUGCAGCAGGAAACACAGCAAGAAGAGGGUCUGAACAUGCAGGAAAUCCAGGACUCCCAGGGUCCUUUGGAAAGAGAGACUCUGAAGUCUGUGGAAGAGAAAAUUCAAGAGCCAUCAAUGUCUCUGGAAAAACAGAGCCAUGAGACAUUGAGAUCUCUAGAGAGGGAGUAUCUAGAAUCUCUGAGGUCUUUAGAAGAAGACAAGUUAGAUAGGCCAAACAGUCUAGAAAAGGAGAAUCAAGAGCUAUUGAUGUCUUUAGAAGAGGAGGAUGCAGAGGUAGUGAGACCUCUAGAAAAAAAGACUCUAGGACUAGUUAAGUCUGUAGGAAAGGAGGACCCACAGAUGUUGCAAUCUCUAGAAAAGGAGAAUAGAGAAAUAAUGAGGUCUCUUGAAGACGGUCUGGAGACAUUUUUAUAUCCAGAAAAGGAAAACCAAGAGUUAGUAAGGUCUCUGGAAGAGAACUUUGAGUCAGUGAGAGAUCUAGAAAAGGAGAAUCAAGAGCCACUGUGGUCUCUGGAAGAUGAGAAUCAAGAGAACUUGAGACUACAAGAAAAAGAGAACCAGGAGUUGCUAAACUCUCUAGAAGAUGAGAAGCAGGAGACCUUGAGGCCUCUAGAAAAAGAUAACCAGGAACCACUGAGGUCUCUAGAAGAUGAGAACCAGGAGACAUUGAGAUCUCUAGAAAAAGAGAACCAGAAAUCCUUGCGGCCUCUAGAAGAAGAGGACCAGGAGACAAUGAGACCUUUAGAAGAAGAGAACCAGGAGCAAGUGAAGUCUUUAGAAGAUGAGAAUCAAGAGAACUUGAGACUACUAGAAAAAGAGAACCAGAAAUCCUGGAGGUCUCCAGAAGAAGAUAACCAAGAGACAUUGAAGCUUCUAGAAGAAGAAAGCCAGGAGCCAGUGGGGUCUUUAGAAGAAGAAGACCAGGAGACAUUGAGGCCUCUAGAAAAAGAGAACCAGGAGCCAAUGAAGUCUCUAGAAGAUGAGAAUCAAGAGAACUUGAGACCACUAGAAAAAGAAAACCAAAAGUCCUGGAGAUCUCUAGAAGAAGACAACCAGGAGACACUGAAGCCUCUGGAAAAAGAAACCCAGGAGCCAGUGGGGUAUCUAGAAGGAGAAGACCAGGGGACAUUGAGGCCUCUAGAAAAAGAGAACCAGGAGCCAGUGAAGUCUCUAGAAGAUGAGAACCAGGAGACAUUGAGAUCUCUAGAAAAAGAGAACCAGGAGCCAGUGAGGUCUCUAGUAGAAGAUUUGGCAACACUGAGACCUCUAGAAAAGGUGAAACCAGAGCCACAAAUGUCUCUUGGAAAAGACCAGGAGAUAUUUAGACCUUUGGAAAAUGAGGAUCAACAGUUAUUAAGGUUCCUAAAAGAAGAGAGUGUAGAGGCAAUGAGAUCUUUAGAAACAGAAAAUUUAGAACAACUGCAGUCUGCAAGAAAAGACUUGGAAAUAUUGAAACCUCUAAAAACUCAAGAGUCACUGUGGUCUCUAGAAGAAACGAAUCAGGAGACAAUGAAGCCUUUAGAAAAGGAAAGUCAGGAACCACUGGAAUCUGUGGAAGAGCACCAAGAGACACUGAGACCUCUAGAAAAGGAAAAUCCAGAAUCACUGAACUCUCUGGGUGAGGGGAACCUAGAGCAUCUGAGACCUCCAGAAGAGCUUGGUAAGGAAAGUCAAAGGUACCUGGCUGAGGAAGAGACCCCGGAGCAUAUGGAGAAUCCAGAGUCACCAAGGUCUUUGAAAGAGGAAGGACAGGAGUUGCCACUGUCUGCCACCCAGCAGGGGUGGGAAGAUAUGGUGGGGGGCCAAGAAGUGGAUCAGAAAAUGCUCCCUGGCAGGGCUGCAGUGGGUCAGGAGGCUGAGGGAAAGCUGGACCUGAGAGAGUGGGAUGGCUCCGGGAAGGAGUCUGUAGGGCAUGGAGAACUGCAGCUGGCAGCCACAGGGGAGGUCUGGAACCCUGGCAAGGGGCACCCAGGUUGCCCUGAGCCCAAAGAGCAGAGGAUCCCGGUUAAGGGAGUCGGUGGGGAGGGAGGCACUGAGGGUUUCCAGGACCUUGAGGUUCAGCCAGAGCAAGUGGGGGCCCCAGGGCUCCAGGCUCCCCAGGGAAUGUCAGAGGCAAGACAGCUGGUAUCAGAAGGUGGAGAUGAGUCCCCAGAGGGUGGCCAAACCUCCCUAGAGGUCACUUUGGGGUUGGAGACAGCUGUAGAGGACUCUGCUCCAGGAAGCCGACAGGUACCAGAGCAGGAGGUGGUAGGGCUGGAGGACCCAGGCCACCUGGCCAGAGAGGAGGUGAUGGUCCCACCCAUAGGUGAGGAAGGUUUGGAGGCAGAGAGGAUGCAGGGCUUGGAAGGACCCUUUCUGGGCUCAAAAGAGGCAGUUGCUCUGGAUCCAGAGCCUUCAACCCUGCUCAGGAAGAGCACAGACCCCCUGGCACCUCCCCAGUGCUGGGAGGAGGUGGAGCCUGAGGCUCCUUGGGGAGCAGAGGUAGGGCUUCCCGUUGAGACCCAGGGCCCCUCUCACAGUGGAAACAGUGGGGGUACCCCUCAGUCCAGGCCCCUGGGGUCAGAAGAAGCAGGAGAAGAUGCAGACCUAAUGCUGGGACCCCUCAGCCCAAGGCCCACUGAACCCCGGGUGCCCACCCCAAUCCCUGGAGAUGCUCCUGGGCUCCAGCUCCUGGCUGAGGGGAGCCAGGAGGCUGGCUGGGGGCUGGAGGGCAGAGCAGAGGCUCUGGGAAGGGUGGAGGGCGAGCAGGAGGAGUUGGGUUCUGAGGGGAGCCCUGAGGAUCUCCAGGAGGAAGGAAAGAACAGAGAAGACAGUGAGGCCGAUGAGCUUGGGGAGACUCUUCCCGACUCCACUCCCCUGGGCCUCUAUCUCAGGUCCCCAGCCUCCCCCAAGUGGGACCAGGUUGGAGAACAGAGGCCCUCCCCUCAAGGCCAGGCCGGAAAGGAAGGCUGGGAUCCUUCUGCCCUGGCCUCCCAGCUUGGGGAAGAGGAGGAGGAGGAGGGGGAAGAAUGUGGUCAGGACUCUGACUUGUCGGGCGAAUUUGAGGACCUGGAAACUGAGGGUUCUGUCCUUCCUGGGGUCCCUGGGGAGGCUGCAGAACGUCCAGGCCAAGUGCCUCAGCUGCUCCUGGAGCCAGCAGCCUGGGACAGGGAUAGGGAGUCUGAUGGGUUUGCAGAUGAGGAAGAGAGUGGGGAAGAGGGAGAAGAAGAAGAGGGAAGAGAGUCAGAGGCUGGCCACUGGGGCCCGGGGCUCGCUGUUGGCACCCUUCCAGGGCCAGGUGGCCCUCAGAGAGGGAGCUUCCUGGGGUCUGAGAGCGUGGAUGUCAGUGUUCCCUGGGAUGAUGGCUCAAGGGGCAUGGCAGCUGCUUCGUGCGUGAGUGUCCUGGAGACUGAGUCCCGGGACAGCACGGAGCCCUCAGGCUCAGAUGAGGAGGCUGACCCUGUUCCCUUAGAGAGGGGGGACCAGGUCCCUGGCCCUCUGGGAACCCUCACUGGGGUGGAAGAGCCAGGCCUGGGAGGAGGGGACGGGCUUGGUGUCAAUAGCCAGGGCCCCAGCCUGAAGGAAGAGUUAGAACAUAUGAAUGGGGAGGUGGUGAAUGGGCUGCAGCAGUCUGAGGGAGGAGGGCAGGGGGAGCUGGGGGGCCCCGAGGGGAGCCAAGGGAGCCCCUUGGAGGAGGAUGAGAGGGGUGCCCUGAAGACCCCUUGGGCGGGGCCUGCUCUUCACCUGGGCCCCAGCCAAUUCCUGAAGUUCAGUCAGAGGGAAGGAGAUGUAGACUCCUGGUCCUCAGGGGAGGACUAGAGAAAGUGCCUCCUCCCUCACUGACAACUUGGUGUGUGUGUCUCUGUGUGUGUGUGUGCGCACACACACACACACGCACGUGCACCCAUACUUGUAGGAGGUCCCUAAGCCCCCUCCCUGCUCAGAGGCAGCACCCUUAAAUUAUAAUCUCUUGACCUGUGGUUUCUGUCCAGGAGGUCUGGCUGGCCAAGGUGAGGCAGGGUGUGGUGUAGGGAUGUGUUCCAAGAAUGGAAGCUCUGGGAAUACAGCCCAGCCCCUUAGACCCUGCGAAGGGGGACGUCUGGCCUGCACUGUCCUGUAAGGCUGAAGCCUAUUGAACCACUGUAGGACUAGGCCCCUUCCCUCGAGCACCCCUUCUCCCAUCUUAUCAUUGGGGAGGAGCUCCUCCCAGGAGAGGGGGCUGGGUGGUGCUCACCACAGGGCUCACCAGCCCUGUCCUUCCUUGCUGCAUCCUCUUGGGAUGCCUGGCCAUCUGGUGAGGGUGUGCUCCCAUGUCCUGACCACUGCCCCACCCCCACCCCCACAACGUAUUCCUGCUGUGUUGUAUCUGGCUCCUCCCUGCCUGAAUAAAGUCAUUCUCUCGCCUCCAAAA
Molecule: messenger RNA, 6123 nt
Organism: Canis lupus familiaris (dog)
Lineage: Eukaryota; Metazoa; Chordata; Mammalia; Carnivora; Canidae
Gene: NES
Product: nestin
Exons: 4
Coding region: 180-5531 (1783 amino acids)
Biological process (GO): positive regulation of intermediate filament depolymerization
Cellular component (GO): intermediate filament
Molecular function (GO): intermediate filament binding; CCR5 chemokine receptor binding
Source: RefSeq, a predicted model, not a curated record